AUGAACAAAUUUGCAAAAGAAAAUAAUUCAUCCUCAAAUCUGUCUUUUGAAGUUUAUUUAAAGCAGAGAAAUGAUUUAUGCAAAACUUUUUCAAUAGAUUUAACUAAGGAGUUUCUAUCGAAUUUCGAAGCUCAAGCAUUAAAAGAAUUUAAAGCACCUUCGGCGAAAGGAUUAAUCAAUGGUGUUGAAUCAACAAUUCCUAAUGAAAAGGAUCAUUUCCAAUAUAAAUCCACUCGUGGCACAUUCCUAUUUAAGGAUACUACUGUCAUACAUGAUAUCAUUAUGCAAAAUCACUUCGAACCAGACAUUUUGUUAGACCAUCAAAACAUGAGUUACUAG
Molecule: messenger RNA, 339 nt
Organism: Ascoidea rubescens DSM 1968
Lineage: Eukaryota; Fungi; Ascomycota; Saccharomycetes; Ascoideales; Ascoideaceae
Exons: 1
Coding region: 1-339 (112 amino acids)
Source: RefSeq, a predicted model, not a curated record